CUUUGGCUUGUGGACCCUACUAUGUCGCGUCACCAGCAGUCCUCCUCGGUCGACCCCAGCCAAGAAGAAAUGGAAGAGGAGGAGGCCGUGAGCGGGGAGGGAGACGAGGUGAUGGGCGAAGCGGAGGACGGCGAGGGAUAUACAUCGUCCACGCCUACGUCGACGUUAACAUGGAUCAGUUGGUUCUGCUCCUUACCCGGCCACGAAUACUUCUGCGAAGUAUCGGAAGACUUUAUCGAAGAUGAUUUCAAUUUGACGGGGCUGAAUGCUAUGGUGCCAUUCUGGAAAGAGGCAAUGGAGAUGGUGCUGGACGUCGAACCAGAUGAGGAUUCGGCGCGGGUGCCAGAUGUCUCAAUAGUCGAAGCCUCUGCAGAACUGCUGUAUGGCCUUGUUCACCAACGCUACAUCAUAACUCGGCAAGGGCUACAGGCUAUGGCAGAUAAAUAUGAAAAUGCUACGUUCGGCUCAUGUCCCCGCGUUUAUUGUCAGAACUGCUACGUAGUACCCUGCGGACGAUCGGAUGUCCCCGGUCUUGACACCGUCAAGCUGUAUUGCCCAAAUUGCCAUGACAUCUACGUUCCACCAAGCAGCCGCUUUCAGGGAGUAGAUGGCGCAUUCUUCGGCACCACAUUCGCCCACCUCUUCUUCCAGAGCUACCGCGAACUCGCACCUGCUCCUUUCUAUAAGCCGCCAUCCGCAGCCUCGUCAUCCCUAACCCCAGCCCGUUCACCCCGCAAUGCCUCGUCCGACCAGUCUGAAGAAGAGACGUUUGUAAAUCCCAAUCCGUACGGCGGGCAGAAACGAGCCGCUGGGAAAGUGUACGUACCCCGCAUAUAUGGCUUCCGCGUGAGUGAGCGGGCAAAGAGUGGGCCGCGGAUGAUGUGGUUGCGCAUGCGGCCAGAAAGUCCGGAGGAGUUGGACAUGGUGGAUUGGCGAGGUCGGUGGUUGGAUGAGGAGGGAGGUUCGGAAUUCGAGGAGGACGGUGAAGGCGGAGACAGACCCAUGGAAGACUUCGAUCCGGAAGGAGGAGGUGAUAACGACGAUGAUGAAGAGGAGGAAGAGGAGGAGGAAGAUCAAGAUCACCGCUCCCGACUCCCCCCUCCCGCCCAGGCCGACACCGGAGCCAACAGAGGACGACGGCGGAACGAUCAUAGUGCCCCCGCCGCCUCCUCCCUCGGAGCGCUCGACUGCGAUAUCGAGCUACCAAACAGCGCAGAGCAUCCGGACGAGUGGGAGCGCGAUCACCCGCGUGCCAACGCGAAUAUCGGGUUCCCCGCAUCCCCCGCGUCGAGCGCGCCUCCGCGAACUCCUGAGCCGCUGCCUCUGCCGGUCUCCACUGUGAUGCCACUUAGGAUUAAUGGGAAGGUUGGUAAUGUGGCAGGGAUGGGAGGCGGUAAGGUGCGGGUGGUGAGGCAACGCGCCGUAGACAUCGCCUACGGCUCGAACCACGGCCACCCCACGACGCCCAUCGAAAAGAAGGUCAAGCCGAGUCACAGGAAGGGCGUGCAGAGCAAAAAGACGUCGUUCGUGCGGAGCGUGAUCAGGGAGGUUGCUGGGUUCUCCCCGUAUGAGCGGAGAGUUAUGGAGUUGUUGAGGAACUCUAAGGACAAGAAGGCCAGGAAGCUGACGAAGAAGCGGUUGGGCACGCUCCUCCGCUCGAAGCGAAAGCUCGAGGAGCUCUCCACCAUCAUUGCCGAGAGCAGAAGAGCCGGCCACUAAACCAAUCCGUACCGCUCGCAUGUGUCUGCCGGGUCGGGAGGUCUUUUGUGCUCGAGUCGUGGUUAUGUUUUGUCUUCCACUUUCGCGGGGGCGAGAGGGAGAAGGCACCCAUCUCAUGCGAAGAUGCGCAGUGUAUCGCUAUGUUUAUGCAAUGGUAUUGCCCUAUGCUCUCGCGUUGCGUUCGUCAACUCCCUCGCCGACCAAAUGGGCGAGCUCCUGGAAUAGCUGCGAUUGG
Molecule: messenger RNA, 1954 nt
Organism: Gloeophyllum trabeum ATCC 11539
Lineage: Eukaryota; Fungi; Basidiomycota; Agaricomycetes; Gloeophyllales; Gloeophyllaceae
Exons: 9
Coding region: 22-1719 (565 amino acids)
Biological process (GO): translation
Cellular component (GO): protein kinase CK2 complex; cytoplasm; ribosome
Molecular function (GO): protein kinase regulator activity; structural constituent of ribosome
Source: RefSeq, a predicted model, not a curated record